Molecule: messenger RNA, 2664 nt
Organism: Melospiza georgiana
Lineage: Eukaryota; Metazoa; Chordata; Aves; Passeriformes; Passerellidae
Gene: PARP9
Product: poly(ADP-ribose) polymerase family member 9
Exons: 9
Coding region: 34-2319 (761 amino acids)
Biological process (GO): negative regulation of gene expression; positive regulation of type II interferon-mediated signaling pathway
Cellular component (GO): nucleus; cytoplasm
Molecular function (GO): transcription corepressor activity; ubiquitin-like protein ligase binding; NAD+ poly-ADP-ribosyltransferase activity
Source: RefSeq, a predicted model, not a curated record
AGAGGGAAGCCCGCUUUAGGGUCAAACAUCAUAAUGGAUGAGGUCAAUUUGAUGAUGCCCAUCAGUAAAGAUGCCUAUGAAGCUCUUAAGAGAAGAGAAAACUGUCUAAAUAAUCUCGUUUCCAAAAGGUUUGCUUGUACGUUGGCCUUCAGAAAAGCAGCAAAAAGCACUGGUGAAGUAUACAGGAAAAAAGUAAAGUCGGGCAUUGACGUUUGUGUUUAUAAGGAUGAUCUCACAAGACACAAGGUCGAUGCUGUGGUGAAUGCAGCCAAUGGGUAUCUUGACCAUGCAGCAGGUCUUGCUCUUGCCCUUGUAAAAGCUGGAGGGCCAGAAAUAGAAAAGGAAAGCAAGCUUUAUGUUCAUAGCUAUGGAGAAGUCAAAGUUGGUGACAUAGCAGUUACAGGUGGAGGGAAGCUUCCUUGUAAGAAAAUUAUUCAUGCAGUUGGUCCAAGGUGGGAUAUUCGUGAAAAGGAGAGAUGUUGUCAUCUACUUCACAAUGCUAUUUUGAAUGUUCUGCGUUAUGUUAGUGCUCCAGGAAGAGAUUUAAAGUCUGUGGCUAUCCCAGCAGUGAGUUCAGGUAUCUAUGCCUUCCCAAUUGAUUUGUGUUCUAAAGUGAUUGUAAUGGCUGUAAAGGAAUUUGUGGAGACAAAUCCACCAGGCUGUCUCAGGGAAAUCCGCCUGGUGAACAUCGAGGAGUCUACAGUGGCAGCAAUAAAGAAGGCCUGUGGAGAGUUUCUGGGUGAUACCAGUUCACUUGAGGACACUGUGCCAGCUGCACUAAGCUCACCUCACCUCGUGCAUCGAAACAUUCGCAUGCGCGUCAUAGAACAGAACCUCGAAGAUCUGAAGAAUACAGCUAUUAUUAACCUCAUGAAUGCCAGGAAUGGGCUUUCCUCUCAAUCUUCAAGACUGCUGGAAAAAGAGGAUCCAGCUUUUGUGAAGGAAGUUGAUCAUCAUCUUCGAAAUCUGACAGGUUUUAAGGAGCCCCUGAUAAUGGGAAGCCAUCAGAUGCUCUCUACCUUUGUCCUGCAUGUGCUAUUGCAGUACCAGCACCCGGUGCUACAGCUUGAGGAAUUGAAGGAUGCAGUGAAAAGAUGCCUGGGUCACUUUCAGGAAUACUCAUAUCCCUCAGUGUCUUUUCCAAUAAAUUGGUCACCAAAGCUGCCUAUUGACACAGUGGCAGACACCAUGAUUGGAGCAGUUUUAAAUUUUGCCAGGGUAUAUCCUCAGAAGAAGAGAGAAGUGCAGUUUGUCAUUUGCCCAGGUGACCAUGCUGCCUAUGAGGUUGUCCUGAGAAAAUUUUAUUCAGCAAAAUGCAAACUGGAAAACAGCAGUGAUCCUUUGGGGACAGAGUCAGGCAGUCAGACUGCAAAAGAGCCUGCAAUCAGUGAACCUGUGAUUGAACUUAGAGGGUGCACACCCACAGCACUGGGAGCAGCAGAAUCGUGGCUCCAAGAAAUAAUGAAAAUUCAGGAGGGUUCCCAUGCUGUUAUUAAAAACAACUACAUUUUUUGCUUUGGAAAAGAGGAGUUUGCAGAACUCUCUCGACACCAGCCUUCCAGUGUAUGUGUGUCAGAAGAAGUGAGAGAUGGACAAGCAAAACUGGAAUUUCAGGGCCCUCCUGAUGUUUUGAUUGAUACAGUGCUCACAGCUGAAGAAUUACUGCUUCGUGUGCAAGAGAAGGCUAUGGCUGAACAAGAGAAACUGCUCUACUCAAUGUGCCAAGCAGAAGCAGGGCAGCUUUCAGGAGACUUUCACAUGACAAGUACCACUGAAUACAUCCCGAUUUCACCAGUUUCCUGCCACCUCCAGGAGUUUAAAGACAGACAGAAAGAGUUUGAAAAAGCUGGACUUCAUGUUCUCAGGAUUGAAAAGAUACAUAAUCCACUCCUAUCUGCUGCAUUCCAACAAAUGAAAAAAAAAGUAGAUGGCAGCUCCAAAGCAACUCAAAAGUUGUACCAGAGUGUUCCUCCUGAGUUCUGUGGCUCAGUUUGCCAAACUGGAUUUCACAGGAUGUAUUCUCCACCAAAAGAACAAAAAUAUGGAGCUGGCAUCUACUUUACAAAGAACCUGAGGCACCUGACCAAGGAUAAAGCUACAUGGGAAAUGGAUUCUAAAAUGUAUGUGUUUGAGGCUGAUGUAGUAACUGGCAAGUACACUACAGGCCAGCCAUCUUGUAUUGUGCCACCAGCCCUGAGUGGGAAUGCCUUUCCAUUAUAUGACAGUUUAGUAGAUAAUUUGCACUAUCCUGAGACCUUUGUCAUUUUCAAUGGUUUUGCAGCCCUUCCACAGUAUUUGCUGACUUGUUCCCCACUGUAGCUCCUGGAGGAAACAAGCAGGAUCCUCAGUGGGAACAGAGCAGAACUGUAGCUGUGCUGAAGACCCUCUGAGAACAAAGUCUAGCACUUACAAUUAAGAGGAUGCUCUGCUUAGUAGUGUGCUAUGAUCAGAGUGCUUCCUGAAAAGCUCUCUGAAAUAUUUGUUACAAAAGAGUAAGUUAACAUCUUAAAGAGAUUAGGACAAAAUUACCUGUGAAUGGAAGCAGAAGGGAAAGCAUUCCAAAGUCCAGUGUAACAUUUAACAUUAGCAUUUAACAUACCUGAUCAUUUACUUUAUUCCUUAACAGCUCUCAGCUUGUGACUGAUAUUUGUGUAGGCUCUCAUU